UUAUUAUGUUUCAAUAUCAUGAAUGUUAAAGUACUGUAUUUGUUGUAUCUAUGAUUGAUAUGAGCGGACGCUGACCAUUAGUAGGAGGUGAGAAGGUCAAAAGUCGUAUGAAUUUGUGGCUAUUUUUAGCACCCUAUAUAAGUAUGUGCACUAGCUGACCCUAGGUCACUAGCCUGCUGAAGAUGAUGGAGGAACAAGGUGUGUACCUUCUUUUUACAUCAUGAUCUAAUUUUGAAAAAUAUCUAAGUGAAUUUUAUUACGUAUUGUUUACGUGUAAUAUUUUCAAAAUUUGAUGUUAUGGCGAACGUGGUGAUUAUUGGACAUAGUUUUGUCAAACGCCUUGACCGCGCGCUCGAAGGUUCAUGGACGAACCUCGGUUUUCAUGAUGACCCUACAAACAUUGUAGUAUCGUGUGUAGGUAAAAGCGGGGGUAGAUUACCCGAUGUUUAUGCCCGUGAAGUGACUGAUCGUUUACGAGAACAAAUUGCGGAUUUAGUUUUAUUGCAAAUUGGUGGCAAUGAUUUAGAUUGUUCACGGAUCGAGGACGCCAAAGAUUCUAUCGUGAACAAUUUACUGUCCAUUGUCGAGUGGCUCGCCUCGGGACUAUCAGUAGUCCGGAUCGGAAUACUACAGCUGUUUUAUCGUCGUAGUACGAGACACGUUUCAGUUCAUAAGUAUAAUGAGGCCGUGGACUACGUUAAUUCCGCUUUGAAAGCGAAAUGUAAAACAUUGAACUUCUGUUUUUUCUGGCGCCAUAAAGGCUUAAAAGAUGGCGUCUUUCCUCAUCUUUCUCACGACGGGGUUCAUUUGAACACCACGGGCAUGCGUAGAUACAUUCUCUCGGUCAGAGGAGCUGCCUUAUAUGGAUUACGAAACGCCAGUGGGCGUGUCUAAGCUUUCCGUAUAUGACAUUAAUCAUCAAGGCCCAAUUCGGCGAACUCGGCGUAGGGCGGCACAACAACAUUCAUUGGUGACACCACCCACACAUACUGAAGACACAAGUGUGCCUAGCACAACAACAGCUAGGAGGGGACGCCGGCCGGUUGUCCGACAAACACCUCCACCAGUUCCAUCAACUCUGAGUUCAUCUGCACUUUCAACAAAUAACAACAUAUCAAUACCUGAGUUGGCAGCGGAGCUGUUUCAAUAUAUGAGGCAGGCAGGUUUUACCAUACAAUCCCCUGCCGUACAAACCGUGCCUGCAGAGAUACCCUCUGCUUCCGGGUCAGCUGACUGCCCUCCAGUGGACAGCACCUUAUUUUUAAGACCAGCUACCACCAAUGCCACACCCUCUGUGUCUGGAGGGGGAUUGAACCAGAGUCAUAUGCUGCAACAGCAGCAUAUGUCAUUCAACGAAACAACACACUACAGUAGGCCACCACUACAAGGACAGGACAAUGUUCCGUCAUAUGUCAACGUGUUGAACUCAGUUUCUGGUGAGACUCCUCAAGUUGACAGCAUAAGCCGACCUCUGGAUAUGUUUGUAGAUCUAAAAGUAAAAUCUAAAAUUUUUGCUGAUGAGUUCAUUGAUUUCGGGCUGUUGAUUAAGCGUUCCCCUCAGGAAAAAGAACCCCUGAGGGUUGAAAUGCAAGGCCAGCAAUUAGUGCUGUGCCAAAACAACAAACCAGCUCAUAUCAAGUCAAUUGAACAAUGGCUCUCAGCUUUUCACAUCUUUGUAGCCAUUUACAUUCAGGCACAUCCUCAGGCCACUCCAGGCCUUAUGAAAUAUGCCGACGUUAUACAAACGAUACACCGGAGGUCGGGUUUUGCUGCAGCUAUCCACUAUGAUAACAACUUCCGUAUGUGGCACCAAUUAGUGCCCACUGCCCCAUGGCACAUAACUCAUUCCGAGUUCUACAUGGAGGCAACAGCUAUUGGGCUAAAAGCACUUUGCCCACAACAGCCCUUUCAGGGUCAGAAACCCAACACACGAAUUAAGAAAGUGUGUUGGGCAUAUGAUAAGCACGGAAGAUGCUCCAAAGGUGCCCGAUGCAAAUUCUUGCAUGGCUGCAGUAUCUGUGGAGGGAAGCAUCAGCAGCGCAAUUGUUACAAUGCAGCCCAGUCUGGGUCACGAUCCGAAACCCAGCAAAACUCGGGCUCGGUCAACACCCAACCAUCCCAACAAACUAACCAAUCCAAUAGCAGACAACAACGUAAAGCCCCUCAAAAAUGAGCCUUUACCUACCCCUAUUGUUAUUGACAGGUUCUUAACUUACCUACGGGGUUAUGACAAAUCAAAACUAAAUUUUCUUCAAGAUGGUUUUAAACAAGGUUUUAGGUUGCAAUAUGAAGGGCCUCGCAUAUUUCGUGAUUCCAGAAAUCUUAAGUCUGCUUUAGAUAACAUGCAAAUUCUAAAAGAUAAGAUUCAAAAGGAGAUUUAUCAUGGGCGUUGUUUUGGACCUUACCAUACACCACCUUUUACUAAUUUGCAAAUCUCUCCACUUGGUUUAGUUCCCAAAAAAGAACCUAAUGAGUUCAGAGUUAUACAUCACCUGUCCUUUCCAGAAGGUUCCUCUAUCAAUGAUGGCAUCGCCCCGGAAAAUUCCACGGUUGUUUAUCAGACUAUCGAUCAAGCAAUUCAAUUAAUUAAACAUUAUGGUCCAAAUUCAUUUCUGGCAAAGACUGAUAUUGAAUCAGCAUUUCGUUUAAUUCCGAUUCAUCCGGAUGACUACGAACUCUUGGGUUUUAAAAUUGAUGACAAAUUUUAUUUUGACCGUGUCCUGCCAAUGGGUUGUUCUAUUUCAUGUCGUUUGUUUGAAGCAUUCAGCUCAGCCAUUCAUUGGAUUUUGGAACAUAAAUUUCAAGUUUCUGGAGUUGUGCAUGUUUUGGAUGAUUUUUUAUUCGUAGGCCCCCCUGACUCUCGCAAAUGUUUGGAUGAUUUAAACAAUUUCCUGUCUUUUUGUUCCGACACUUCUAUUCCCAUAAAGCAAAGUAAAACUGAACUACCCACAACAGUUCUGACUUUUCUUGGCAUAGAGUUAGACAGUAAGGCUAUGGUGGCCAGACUUCCAUUGGAUAAAGUUGAAAAAAUGCGAGCGCUUCUGGAUUCAUUUUCCAGACGCCAAAAAGUCACCCUGAAAGAACUUCAGUCCCUUAUAGGUUUGCUUAAUUUUGCUUGUCGUGUUAUUUCACCUGGGCGCACCUUUUUACGUCGUCUGAUUGAUCUUACCUGUGGUUUAACAAAACCCUAUCACCAUAAACGACUUAAUAAGGAGGCUAGAUGUGACUUAGCUGCAUGGAAAAUCUUUUUAGACUCGUUUAAUGGGACAUUUAUGUUUCUGUCUGACCGUUGGGAAACUUCAGAACAAUUACGGUUUUAUACUGAUGCAAGUAAUUUAGGUUAUGGCGGUUUCUUUCAAACGUCAUGGAUGUAUGGCGAGUGGCCAUUACACUGGCAAUCUUUCCAUAUUACAGUUAAAGAAUUCUUUGCUAUAAUAGUUGCAUUAGAGCUCUGGGGUCCAUCACUUACUAACAGAUGUAUCAUCUUUUAUUGUGACAACCAUGCUGUUGUGGACAUAAUUAACAAACAAACCAGUAAAGAUAAAACUCUAAUGAAGUUAGUUAGGCGUUUUGUGGUCACAACCUUAAAACUCAAUAUUUUGUUUACCGCGCGUCACAUCCCAGGCAAAAGUAACAUCUUAAGUGACCAUCUGUCUCGUUUGCAGGUGGACUCUUUUCACCAGCUGGCCCCUUACAUGGACACAGAUCCAACGCCAAUACCAGUCCAACUCAUGCAACUCUGACCGAUACUAUUCAUUCGCUUUUGUUACAUGCUACAUCGCCGGCGACAUCCCGUACUUACUCGAGAGCGUACAAUCUGCUAUGUCAAUUCGUCAGAUCUACUUUUAUUGGUACACCGGUUUUGCCUACCACCUACAAUACUUUGGCCUUUUUUAUCGCUCAUUUGUACAGGCAAAAUUUGGCAUCAUCUACCAUUUCCACAUAUGUUGCAGCCAUUAGUUACAUUAACAAAAUCGCUGGUUAUGCUGACCCUUCCCAAUCAUUCCUGAUAAAGAAAUUGCUCAGUUCGGUUCAGCGAGGUAAUUACCAGGUAGACAAUCGUUUACCUAUAACACCAGAGAUACUUACAAAGCUAGUAACGUCUUUGCAGUAUACCACGCAAUCCCCUUACCAAUAUCAUCUUUUGAAAGCCAUGUACUUGUUGGCUUUCCAUGCCUUUUUAAGGGUUGGGGAAAUGACCCUCAAUAAAGCUGUUUCCAAUGUUUUACAGUUUGAGGAUCUGCAGUUAAUCAAGGAUUCCUCCGGGUUCUUGUGUCGCUUAGAAUUAACGUUUCGUUCUUUCAAAGGACAUUAUAAUAUUCGACCUAUUACUUUGUCCAUCGCUGCCUCUAGACAACCUGCGGUCACCUGCCCAGUGUCGGCCCUGCAACAAUAUUUACAAAAUAGGGGUCAGCAACCAGGCCCAUUAUUUUGUUUUCCUCCUGCUAAGGCUGUGCCAUAUGCAUACUUCAGCGAAUGUCUGAAACAUUCUCUUAGU
Molecule: messenger RNA, 4498 nt
Organism: Mizuhopecten yessoensis (Yesso scallop)
Lineage: Eukaryota; Metazoa; Mollusca; Bivalvia; Pectinida; Pectinidae
Exons: 2
Coding region: 1956-3743 (595 amino acids)
Molecular function (GO): metal ion binding; nucleic acid binding
Source: RefSeq, a predicted model, not a curated record